AUGCCAGCUGCCAUCCCCUUCUUCUUCUCCUUCUUCUCUUCCUCUUCUUCUCUCAUCUCUCUCUCUCUCUCUCUCUCUCUCUCUCUCUCCCUCUCUCUCUCUCUCACACCAAUGCUCACUCCUCCCACCACCGACACCAUGACCGACCAACUCUCCAACCAAACUUCCAUCUUCGGCCUCCGUCUCUGGGUUGUCCUCGGCGUCUCUGUCGGUGUCGCCAUCGUCCUCCUCCUCUUCCUCAUCUCCAUCUGGCUCGCUUACAAACGCAACAACAACAAUAAAACCUCCAAAACCUCCAAAACGUUAAAAACUUCUAUCCCAAACAUCUCCAAAGAGAUCAAAGAAAUCAAACUCGAAGUCCUUCCUUCGAAUAAUCCACAACCCGACCCGUUCCCUGAACCCGACCCACUCUCAUCCACCGAACAUCACCACCUAGAAGAAGAAACUCCCUUGAGUUACAAGAGAAUUCAGCUUGAGAUAGGAAAAAACCAUAGAAUAUCUUACCCUGAACAACGUGCUUCUUCGAGAGCUAGUAAUAAUUCUCAUGAAAAUAGUGGAGAAUCUCGACCGUUGGAUCAAACUCCUACUGUGAUACCUCAAGUUUCUCAUCUCGGUUGGGGUCAUUGGUAUACUCUUAGAGAGUUAGAAGAUGCUACCAAUGCUUUUGCUCCUGAUAAUGUUAUUGGUGAAGGUGGUUAUGGAAUUGUUUAUCAUGGUAUUUUGAAGAAUAACACUCAAAUUGCUGUUAAAAAUUUGCUUAAUAACAGAGGACAGGCUGAGAGAGAGUUUAAGGUCGAGGUUGAAGCUAUAGGACGAGUUCGUCAUAAGAAUUUAGUGAGGUUGCUUGGUUAUUGUGCUGAAGGUGCUCACAGAAUGCUAGUGUAUGAGUUUGUUGAUAAUGGUAACUUGGAGCAAUGGUUACAUGGUGAUGUUGGGCCAUGUAGUCCAUUAACAUGGGAAAUUCGAAUGAAUAUUAUUCUUGGAACAGCGAAAGGGUUGACUUAUCUUCAUGAGGGGCUAGAACCGAAAGUCGUUCACCGUGAUAUUAAAUCGAGCAACAUUUUGCUUAGUAAGCAGUGGAAUUCAAAGGUUUCUGACUUUGGUCUUGCCAAACUCCUUAGCCCUGAUAGCAGCUAUAUUACGACCCGUGUCAUGGGAACAUUUGGAUAUGUAGCUCCUGAGUAUGCAAGUACUGGAAUGUUGAAUGAACGAAGUGAUGUAUAUAGUUUUGGAAUUCUUAUUAUGGAAGUGAUUACCGGAAGGAAUCCAGUUGAGUAUAGUCGUCCUGCAGAAGAGGUGAAUUUAGUUGAGUGGCUGAAGAAGAUGGUUGGUAACAGAAAUCCUGAGGGAGUGUUAGAUCCAAAGCUUCCAGAGAAACCAACUUCGAGAGCCCUAAAGCGAGCUCUUCUUGUAGCCUUACGAUGCACCGACCCUAAUGCACAAAAGCGACCUAAAAUGGGACAUGUAAUACACAUGCUUGAAGCUGAAGAUUCCCCUUACAAAGAGGAUCGCCGAGCUAGAAGAGAGGCAGCAGGACAGUCACCUAUUGCCAGAAUAGACGAUAGAUUGAAAGAGGAGGCCACUGUAUCUGUCGAUGAUGGUGUACAUGAAAAUGAGAAUUCUACAAGUGAGACAAGUUCAAAUCAUGAAAUACAGAAACAAUAA
This is a messenger RNA of Lathyrus sativus (Indian pea), 1665 nucleotides long. Lineage: Eukaryota; Viridiplantae; Streptophyta; Magnoliopsida; Fabales; Fabaceae. The record is from the annotation of a GenBank genome assembly.